GAUUUAACUAGAAAAACAUAAAAACAGUAAGCUGGAGUUUUAAUGUACUCUGCUUGUUGGUGUAUAUGUUGUAAAGCUGUGUAUAAAUAUAUUUUUGAAUCUCUUUGCAGUUAUUUGGCAAAAAAGCUAAAACAUGGGAGUGAGGAUGUGGUAAAGUUCUUUUAGGUAGAAUAUGUAGAAGAAUUUGGCUAAUUCAUUUAUAGUCGUCUUUUUCUGUUAUAGGGAAAUUGGCACCUACUGUUGAAUAACAGGUAGUUUUAAGUGGCUUUGACAAUAAACUUGUGCACUGUAUUUUGUAGUUAAGCUUUAUAUAACGUGUUAGUGUUAUUUAACUUACUUUGGUGUAUAGAGGGGUGGUACGCAGAGGAAAAUUUAUGUACUGUUUUCAGAAUUUUUUAUUAUGAAUAAAAACUUUAAAUUUAUAUAUGAAAUAUUACUGAAACCCACAAACAACAUUGAUUCAUCAAAGAAAACAAGUUUCCCAAGAGGUGUUUGUUUACUUAUUUCUAUUAUUGGAAUAAAUUACCCUUUAGGGAAUUGUGUUGUUAAUCCUUGCUCAGUGUAUUUGCCAGCUGCUAAAUCUAUGUGAUACUAUUGUACUGAGCAAGAAUUAUUUCUCCCCAUCUCUACAAUGCUUAAUGUAACUGCUGAUGAAUUUGUAGUCGUGAUAUACAGUCUACAACAAAGAAGUCUUUCAUAUGUCACAAUUUCUUAAAAACCCACUUAUAACCAGUUUAGUUGGUAUUGUAAUAAUUUAUUCACACUUCAGGACCAAAAGGUAGAACUGAUUUAUGUCUGUAGAAUAAGUUAAAUCAUUUGUACUUAUCUAAAGCUAUUGUCUGUCAUUACUGCCUUCCUUAGAAAAGUAUGUGUUGUGUUGUUUUUUGGUAGAGACGAGGUCUUGCUGUGUUGCCCAGGCUGCUCUCCAACUCCAGGGCUCAAGCGAUCCUCCUGCCUCGACUUUUCAAAGUGCUGGGAUUACAGGCAUGAGCCAGCAUGCCCAGCCAGAAAGGGAUCAUGAAUCAGACAGAUAAAAAUCAACAAGAAAUCCCAUCAUACCUUAAUGAUGAACCACCAGAAGGUUCAGUGAAAGAUCACCCACAGCAGCAGCCAGGCAUGUUGUCCCGUGUGACUGGGGGUAUCUUCAGUGUUACAAAGGGAGCUGUUGGUGCCACCAUUGGUGGUGUGGCUUGGAUUGGUGGAAAGAGUCUGGAAGUGACCAAAACAGCUGUUACAACUGUGCCUUCCAUGGGAAUAGGGCUGGUGAAAGGGGGUGUAUCUGCUGUGGCUGGAGGUGUUACAGCUGUUGGGUCUGCUGUUGUAAACAAAGUGCCCUUAACAGGAAAGAAGAAAGACAAAUCUGACUAAAAUAUACACUUGUGCUCCACAGCACUAUAAUGCCAGUGGCAUUGAAUUACUAAAUUAUGGACUACAACCAAGUCAACCGUUUUGGACGUUUAUCUUCUAAACUGCUGUGUUGAAAGUAUUGAUGACUGGCUUUCAUCUAAAAAGAAGAGACCAAUACGAGCACAGUAUAUGAAGGUUUCUCAUACUUAAGUUCCAGCUUUUUAUCUGGUAAAAUGUUACACUUACUCGGUUGUAACUGAAGAUAUGGUAUGUUUGAAUAUUUACUAUAAGUCUUUCAGUUUGACUAAAAAUGUGAAAGUUGAAUUUAGUAGAUGAUCUGCGCAGUUCCAUAUGUAUAAUGUGCCAGGUAACUCACCUGCCCCUUAAGAAGGGAACCUUGAAUUACAUAAGCCGUACCUUUGAUGUGCCUAAUAGUUUCAGAUGUCUUAGUUUUUCAUAACCAUAGUUGAUUAGGCCAAGAGGCAUUCAUUUCUUAUUUAAGCUGGCAAAAUUAGCAGGAAUUAGGGAAGUUUAAAAAGAAAAGAUAAAUGGUUUUAUGAUAAUGUUAACCAUCUUUUGUUAGUAAAUAUGCAUUCUAUUAUUUUAAUCAUUGAUGCCUUACAAAAGAAAACAUCUUUUCUAAUACCCUGCAUAUGUGCUGUUCUUAGAAUCAUCUAUGGAUUCUUUUAAAGGUUGUUUGUGAAAUUAGUUUUCCCUCUUUAGAAUCUCAGGAGUAGUGGGGUAAAGACAUUUCCUGCUGUCAGUGGAUAAGACAGUGCUUGUUAACUGUUUUGGCAGUAGUUAAAAUCAAAUCGUACGCUUCUCAGCCUGGGUUCAUGCGUCAUCAUUAAUACACCUCACAGUGCCUAAGGAACAUUUACUUACUGGUCAGAAGGUAUUUUGGAAGAGUUUCAUAUUAAGGAGGAACAAAUAAUAAUUUUAAGUUCUUAAAAAUUACCUAAAACACCCCAAAUAUAAAAAGAAGCCUUCACACCUAUUCUGUCUUUAGGAUGUCUUAAAUUAUUAGCAGUACUCCUUUUUUAAAAACACUGUAAAAGUAACCACAAAUGUGUGAGGACUUACUAUUUUAAAUGGAAUGGAAUGAGCUCCAUAGAUUAGUUUUGAAUAUAAAAUAUAUAAACGUGCUUCAGUGGUUUAUAUAGGCUUUAAAUCUUACAGUCCUUUAAAGCAGCUGUAGAGUUUGUAUCAUUUUUCAAGCCAAUUUCAGUCAGGGAUUUGAAGUGUUUGGUUAUGGAUGAUAAAUGUGUCAUAUCAUAUUAAUAUGUCUCAUGUCUCAUUCCUUCUCAGUAUGAUUUAGCUGGAAUUCAUUUUCUUUUUGUUUCAUGUUUAAUUUCAUAAAACAUUUAACAAUUGGCAUAUAUACUUGGCAUUCCUGUCCACCAAGGAUUAUAAUCCAAGCCUGGGAAAAUCUUAAAUUUCUUUUUACUUAAAUCUGGAAAUUUGUCUCCAUUCUGCAAACUUUUUUUUUUUUUAUAGUGGAGGGGAGGAAAGGGGGGUGAUACCUUGCAGUAAGUAAGUCAAAAUAGCAUGCCUGAAAAUUUGAAACAGACCAUUCUAACACCCAAGGCUUGUUUAUAAAAUACUUAAGAGAAUUACAUUAAUGUGGAAUCAACAAAUGCAGAAGAAUAUAACAUAACUUUUAAAAGCUUUCAUAAAUACCAGCAGCAAUUGUAAGCAAAUCUACAAAGGUUCUUGAACCUUUCUGUUACAUACAAAACUGAAAAGUCAUUAAGGAGUUCAACUAAUCAGGAAUUAAAUGGUCAUUUAUUUCAUGCAGUAUGAUUUAAGGUAUUUCUUGGGAUUCUGGUCAAAUGUCAUAAUCAGCAAACGGGAUUAAAAAAAAACUCCAAAAUCAGUAGGUGAACACUAAAUAAUUAUCUAAAUAAUGGUAUUAGAGAACUUGUUUCCUGCUAUUUGGAAGAGAUUAUUGCUUCAUUGCUAGUUUGUAUUUCUGACUUCUACAGUUACAGACUCCACUGUGCUUUGUGUCUGAAUUUCUCAGUAUAGACAUUUUGUUUACUGUAUGCUUGCAUAUUUAUUUUCAACUUUGCCUGUCUUUAAAAUUUCUUGAGGAAAAAUGGUUGUAAUUAAUUUCUGCUACAGAAAAGCCACCUGGUACGUUUUGUCUCAUCAGGAUUGUUUUAAAUUCUAAACUAUAACUUUGUUCAGAGGGGCUUUUGCAAUGAUAGCAGAAAACUGUACAAAUGUACAGUUGGUUAUAGAGGUUCUUGUUGAAAUGAACUUACCAUCUGAUGAUAUGUAUGUACAGCUGUAUACUUGAGUCUUUUUUAGUUUACUUAGAAAGACUGGCAAUUUGACCUGUUAACAGGACUAGUUCAAGUCAAGAAACUAAGGUUGUUGUAUACACCUGGAGGCAUCUGUUAUUCAGCUUAUCCUUUGAGUGGGUAUUUGGCACCAUGAAGAUAAACUUAUGUGACCCACUUGAAUGGCUGAUCUAAUAAGGUUGACAUUAUGCAUUCUGUACUUAGUGAAAUGUCAGAUGAAAAUAACUGAUGAAUAAUUUUUUUUGUAUUAAAGGGAUGGGAAAAGAACACAUGAAUUUGUUAAUAAAGCACUAUGAUCUGCAAACGAUGGAAUGUUUCAUAAAGAUCUAAAGAAAUAAAGGAAACUUUAAAACAG
This is a messenger RNA of Symphalangus syndactylus (siamang), 4008 nucleotides long. RefSeq names its product transmembrane protein 263 (gene TMEM263). NCBI's taxonomy places the organism in Eukaryota, Metazoa, Chordata, Mammalia, Primates, Hylobatidae. The record is from RefSeq and is a predicted model, not a curated record.